CAAAACUAUACAUUUCUAUCAUUCAAUACAACAAAUGCAUUGCUUUUUGUUGUGUUUAAAGACUUUUAAUAAAAGCAUUCAAUCAUUCAUUUAAAUCGAUAGACAUUUAAAUCACUUUAAAAAUCAUUUUUUGGUCACUUUUACCCGAUUUUAUAGUUUACCGAACACUAAGAGAUGGCCGACAUUGAGUUGGAUCAGCGUUUGCGGCAAAUUCAGAGCCAAUAUCUGGACUUCUUGGACGAUGAUUCAGAUCAGGGCGUCUACUCGGAUGCGGUCAAAGCUAUGAUCAAAGCCAAUGAGUAUCGUAUUGUCGUUGAUAUCAAUGAUUUGCGUCGAAAACUACCCGAACGUGUGGAACAAUUGUUGAACAAUUCGGUCGAAGAUAUUAUUGCCAUUCAGAGGGCACUCAAAGAGUUUGUCACUAAUACUAAUCCCGAAUACUCUAAACAAUAUUCGGAUUUUUUCGUUGGAUUUGAAGGCAGUUUUGGUUCAAAACACGUAACUCCCAGAACACUAUCAUCUCGUCAUUUGGCGGCUGUAGUUGCCGUCGAAGGUAUUGUCACCCGAUGUUCGCUGGUUCGGCCAAAAGUAGUUAAAUCCGUUCACUAUUGUCCGCAAACAAAGAAAACAGUUGAACGCAAAUACACUGAUUUAACAUCAUUUGAAGCGUUUCCUAGUUCUUCAGCCUAUCCGACCAAAGAUGAAGAUGGAAACCUAUUGGAAACUGAAUUUGGUUUAUCAGUAUAUAAAGAUCAUCAAACAUUUACCAUACAAGAGAUGCCCGAAAAGGCACCGGCCGGUCAAUUGCCCCGAUCUAUUGACAUCAUUGCCGAUAAUGAUUUAGUAGAUAAAUGCAAACCUGGCGAUCGAGUCCAAGUGGUGGGCAGUUAUCGAUGUCUUCCAGCAAAACAAGGCUAUUAUACAAACGGAACUUUUAGGACAGUUAUGUUGUCAACAAAUGUUAAUCUAUUGUCAAAAGAGGUUUCAACCGAAAUAACAGCUGAAGAUUUUGAGAAAUGUAAGAGAUUUAGUCGUCAGAAAAAGGGUGAUGUCUUUGAAAUCUUGUCCCGUUCGUUGGCGCCGUCCAUCUAUGGACACGACUAUAUCAAGAAGGCAUUGCUUUGUAUGCUUUUGGGUGGACUCGAAAAAGUUUUACCCAAUGGUACCAGACUUAGAGGUGAUAUCAAUAUAUUAUUAAUUGGUGACCCAUCGGUCUCCAAAUCUCAACUAUUGCGAUAUGUAUUGAACUGUGCGCCCAGAGCUGUGGCCACUACUGGUCGAGGUUCAUCGGGUGUCGGUUUGACCGCUGCCGUUACAACUGAUCCCGAAACACGCGAUCGUCGUCUAGAAGCCGGUGCUAUGGUUUUAGCUGAUCGCGGAGUUGUCUGUAUUGAUGAAUUCGAUAAGAUGUCGGACAUCGAUAGGACAGCCAUUCACGAAGUUAUGGAACAGGGAAGGGUUACCAUUACUAAAGCUGGUAUUCAUGCAAAACUUAAUGCCAGGUGCUCUGUAUUAGCUGCAGCUAAUCCUGUUUAUGGUCGAUACGAUCAAUACAAGACUCCGAUGGAAAACAUUGGUCUUCAGGACUCAUUGUUGUCUCGAUUUGAUUUACUAUUUAUUAUGUUAGACAAGAAUGAUUUCGAUACCGAUACGGCUAUUGCCGAUCAUGUAGUUAAUAUACAUCGAUAUCGGGCACCGACAGAGGCCGAUGGAGAGCCUCUUCCAAUUAUGAGUAAUGCAGAAUUUUUGUCAACAAAAGACUCGGAAAAGUUAGAUAAAGAGGACACAGAAACUCCUAUUUAUGAGAGACACGACGCUCUACUACAUGGCAAUCGUCCCAAAUCUGAAAAGAUUGUUAGCAUACAAUUCAUGAAGAAAUACAUUCAUAUUGCGAAAGCCAUUAAACCGAAACUAUCGAAAGAGGCGUGUGAUCUGAUUGCUGAAGAGUAUACAAAAUUGAGAUCACAUGAGACGGACACAUCAGAAAUGGCUAGAACCCAACCAGUAACUGCCCGUACUCUUGAAACAAUGAUCCGAUUGGCGACAGCUCACGCCAGAGCACGGCUAUCCAAUAAUAUUGAGAUGCGCGACGCGACCAUUGCUGUCGAAUUGGUUCAGUUUGCUAUAUUUAAAGAGGUAUUAAGUCGUCCGAAGAAAAGAAAGAGAGAAGACGAUGAGGCAAUGGCUGACGAGGAAGAAAGCGAUGAAGAAGAUAUGGAUGUCGAUACAGAGCCCAGAUCUCAACCGAAACGUCGCAUGAAAAAAGAGCGAACAACUGAUGAUCCGUAUGAGUUUGAUGAAGAAGAAGUAGACGACGAUGAAGCAGAAGAAACUAAAUUGCAGUCAAAGAUUAAGAAAUCACAAACAAUAACAACGGUGUCCACUGAAGAUCUUCCCAAACUUAGUGAUCAAAGGCUCAAACAGUUUCGAUCGUUUUUGUCGAAAGAAUUUCGCAAAGUUAAUGCUCAGUCGUUACCACUUCAACAGAUCUAUGACUCGGCACUGAAUGAAAAGGAACUUAAUUUUACUAAAUUGGAAGUCCAGUCGGCGCUCAAUUCAAUGCAAGAAGAUUUCAAUCAAAUCUUCAUAUCCAAUGAUAUCGUUAUUUUGGUCUAAUUUUUAGUACAUAUUUUUAAAAUUAAUUUUUUGCAAAACUGAUUAUCAUUUUAACCAUUUUAAGCAUUUUGUUAUUACGGCAAUUAACUUAU
Oppia nitens is the source of this 2708-nucleotide messenger RNA. RefSeq names its product zygotic DNA replication licensing factor mcm3-like (gene Mcm3). The coding region runs from base 175 to 2616 and encodes 813 amino acids. Lineage: Eukaryota; Metazoa; Arthropoda; Arachnida; Sarcoptiformes; Oppiidae. Gene Ontology annotation, cellular component: MCM complex; nucleus. The record is from RefSeq and is a predicted model, not a curated record. Gene Ontology annotation, molecular function: single-stranded DNA binding; ATP binding; single-stranded DNA helicase activity. The transcript has 7 exons. Gene Ontology annotation, biological process: mitotic DNA replication initiation; DNA replication; DNA strand elongation involved in DNA replication.